This is a messenger RNA of Folsomia candida, 3161 nucleotides long. RefSeq lists its product as uncharacterized. NCBI's taxonomy places the organism in Eukaryota, Metazoa, Arthropoda, Collembola, Entomobryomorpha, Isotomidae. The coding region runs from base 102 to 3068 and encodes 988 amino acids. The transcript has 7 exons. The record is from RefSeq and is a predicted model, not a curated record.
GUAUUUAUUGUGUAUUAUAUUUAACAGCUACUCUUUGCCCACUCUGGCUUGAAUAAGUUUUUCGUGUUAAUUUAAAUUUUUAGUUAUAAUAAUCUUCAAAUAUGGCUAUCAUAAAGCCCUUGAAGAAAAUGGAGGGAUUGUUUUCUAUGAGAAAUUUGUACAGAUUUAUACUAUUAUUUACAUACCUGACUGACUCUGCAGUAAAUUCAGCGAUUGCAACAUCCAGACGAGCGUCCAUACCAAAAAAGUCUCCUUAUUCUCAAUCCGCAUGGACAUCUCAUUUUGAAUGCCCUCCGAAUCACUUUGUUAUCGGGACUCAACUUUUGUUUAAAAAAUCUUCAAAUGAAAUAAUUGAGAAACAGAAAAGGACAAGGAAUCCAACUGCAAAAUUAGACCUAGGGUUUGAAACGGUGUUUGGAAUUAAGGUUGAUUGCUACUCAUUUGAGAAUGGGACUCUGGUCAGUGGAAAAUUUAUCCCUGGAUUAAUCUACAACAAAGAUAAUAAUGAGGAUGGCAAAAAUUAUGCGACAUUUGACGAACCAGAUUCAAAUUCCACUCAAUUAUACAAUGUUUGCACGAAUAGUUUCGAAUUAGGGAAUCAUUUUGGUUUCGGGGUCGGCGUUGAAAUGAAAUAUUCUCCGGUGUCGAGCGAAGUUACUGAUUUCGCGAUGUACUGCAACACAAAGGAAAGUCUGGAGCGGAUUUAUCCCUUGAAUAGAAAUUUUGCUGGGAAGCCAAAUGCAGUUGGGGUGUGGAAAUUACCAAAAUUGUGUGCCUGGAGCGAAUACAUUUGUGGCCAACGGCUUCGGUAUGACACCAUUUCGUAUGCCGUAAAGGAUAUUAGGAUCAAAUGUUGUAGCGCAUUCACCGAGAAUGUGGGAUGGCGGAGCUAUCGUGGUGCCACUGACGGAAUAAUUUUGCAAUCCAUUCCUCCCCCCUCGUCAAUCAUAGCUUCGUUAGGAGUUCCUGACCGAAGUGAGUAUCAAAAUGGUCACUACAUCUCAGAGUUCGACCAUCCAUACUUCUGGGAGUGGGCAUUCUGCCCCCAAUCCCAAUACGUGACGGGAAUGCAGAUGCAGGUCGAAAAGGGACAAUUUCGCCUCUCUUGCACCGACAUUAACCAACCAAAGCCAAGAAGACAAACAGACCUCGAAAUGUCGGAGGAUACCAGCAGCGAUCUUUUCAAUGAAAACAUAUCCAUUGGAAUUUGGGAGUUUGAGGAGGAAUUAAGUGAACGAGCUGAAUGUCCCGGAGUAGCGAUCGGAUUCCAAAUUUUGUAUUCCGACCGGUUUGAAACUAUUCAAGCGAUUCGGUUAUUCUGUUCAUUUUCAAAUUCCCCAAAGCAAAUACCUUACAUCAAGACUAUUUUACCAGUCAGGGAUAUUACUACUGCCAAAUACGUUUGGGGUAAGCCGGAAAUGUGUCUUAAAAAUCAAGCCAUUUGUGGCUUCAAGGCGAAAACGUCCCUUGAUGCGACACACCAUUUGAAAGUCAAAUGCUGCACGGUUCCCCGCAUGGAAGAGAUUUGCGUGCCGCACGAUGCCUACGAACUCGUCGUAGAAUGUGACGCCUUAGCAGCCCAUGCCGAAACUUCUUGCCAAUACACGUUAUCCGAAGGGGUGACCAUUUCCCGGCAAUACGUGGCCUCUACCAAGAAUGAGCAACAAUUAAGAAACAGCCUCUCAAAAGAGUGGACGCUGACUGGGAGCGAAACCCUGCGUGAAACCGAGGGCAGUAUGGAUUCUUUGACCAACUCAAAUUCGCAAGGAGUCUCCACCUCGGUGGGAAAUACGGCGAGUAACUCCGUUUCAAAUUCUGACACGAGAGGGCAGUCAACCUCUCACACGAAAGGAAGUUCGUCCUCUCAUACGCAAGGUCACAGUUGGGGAACCACGCACGGAAGGACGGAAGGAAGUUCGGUGGAUAAUACGAGAACUUCGGGUCUCACAGUUUCGACAGGGUUCACACAACGGGAGAAUGUCGGUUCGACUUCUUCCCGCGGUGGGGCGACGUCUCAAACUAUUUUGGCCACGACGAGUACAGGCCAAACGUACUCGGACUCGACUUCUGACACGAUCGGCGUGUCGGAGGGAUGGAUGGGGGCGACCUCGCGAGGAAGCAGUGUCGGUGCGGGGGUUACUGAUUCGUUUUCGAAUUCGGACUCAUGGUCGAAUACGGGCAGCUUUUCUCAGUCUCAGGGUUCCCAAGAUUCUUCGACGUCAGAUACUAGAUCGUCCAUAGGGGGAAGUGCGGGUGGCAAAUUUCUCGGGAUAGGGGCCGAGCUGAACACUAAUUUCGAACAGGGUUAUUCAUAUACGCAGUCUAAUUCGCGGGAUGAAUCCCGUUCCGAGUCGAACACAUUGGGCGGUGAUAACACUAGGCAGCAAGGGGUUUCGAAAAAUGUGGAAAAUAACAGGCAACACAGUUUCCAGCAAAGUGGGGAAGGUUCGGCGUCAAAGACGGGGUCGAAAGGACAGGAAAAUAGACACGAUUCGUCAAUAGCACAAGGAAGUGAGAAUUCCGCGAAUUGGCAAGAUUCUGUAACAAGAGAUCGUGGCACGGAGCAUAGUCAAGGCGUGGAAAAAUCUGAAUCCCAGUCGCAAACUUUUAGACAAAGUGUGGAAAAUACAUUCACUUCGAAUGAACAAAGUAACGUGGAAAAUACGCAAACUGAGAAUCAAUCUGAGACGAAGGAGGACACGGUAACAAAUCAGAAAACGAUGACUUCCGAAGCCUCGAGGACAUCCACAGACACCAAAAACUUCGAAACUUCAUUCCAAGUUUCCAAACAAAUUAGUAAAGAUGUCUCAAAAGAGGUUAGUGCAUCCACCUCGGGAAAAGAUGGGACCGCACAAGACCGACAAUUCACUACGGGUUAUGACUGGAGCAAGACGUCGGGACAAACGUGGACAGUGCAGAAGGAAUAUCAGGUCGGAAUGACAGUUCCGGCCGGGAUGAGGACAAAAUUAUUUCAAGCGGUCGGAUAUUGUGGAAAUUUUCAGGUCAGAACGAACAAUUUUAAGCGAGAGGACGAAUUAGCGGAGUGGAGAAAGGAUGAAACGCACUAAAAAACGUUAUUUAUUCAUUUGUUUAUGUAUGAUUUUAAAAUUCUUACUAAGGUGUUAAUGUGUGUAAUUAAAUACGCUGAUUACAAAAAAUUA